Molecule: messenger RNA, 1393 nt
Organism: Pelecanus crispus (Dalmatian pelican)
Lineage: Eukaryota; Metazoa; Chordata; Aves; Pelecaniformes; Pelecanidae
Gene: ADORA2B
Product: adenosine A2b receptor
Biological process (GO): G protein-coupled adenosine receptor signaling pathway; vasodilation; adenylate cyclase-activating G protein-coupled receptor signaling pathway
Cellular component (GO): plasma membrane
Molecular function (GO): G protein-coupled adenosine receptor activity
Source: RefSeq, a predicted model, not a curated record
AUGAAAACCACCUACAUCGUGCUGGAACUGAUCAUCGCCGUGCUGUCGAUCGCCGGCAACGUCCUGGUCUGCUGGGCCGUGGCCAUCAACAGUACCUUGAAGAACGCGACCAACUAUUUCCUGGUGUCCCUGGCCGUGGCUGACAUUGCCGUGGGUCUGCUAGCCAUCCCUUUCGCCAUCACCAUCAGCAUCGGAUUCCAGGUGGAUUUUCACAGCUGCCUCUUCUUCGCCUGCUUCGUGCUGGUGCUGACCCAAAGCUCCAUUUUCAGCUUGCUGGCGGUGGCCAUCGACAGGGACCUGGCUAUUAAGAUCCCACUGAGGUAUAAUAGUCUGGUGACUGGCAAGCGGGCAAGAGGACUCAUCGCUGUGCUGUGGCUCCUGUCCUUUGGAAUUGGACUGACUCCCCUUAUGGGCUGGAAUAAAGCUAUGAGCGGUUGUCCCAACGCCACCAACGAGACAGGGGCUGACACCGGGACAGAGCACCAUGGCUGCUUCAUCUCAUGCCUCUUUGAGAACGUGGUAACGAUGAGCUACAUGGUGUAUUUCAACUUCUUCGGCUGCGUGCUGCUUCCGCUCAUUAUCAUGCUGGGAAUCUACAUUAAGAUAUUUAUGGUUGCCUGCAAACAGUUGCAUCAGAUCGAACUGAUGGGCAACUCCAGGACCACACUGCAGAAGGAGGUCCACGCAGCCAAGUCUCUGGCCAUCAUCGUAGGACUUUUUGCCUUCUGUUGGCUGCCCCUGCAUAUCUUGAACUGCAUCACUCUCUUCCAUGAGGAGUUCUCCAAAUCCAAGCCUGAGUGGGUGAUGUAUAUGGCCAUCAUCCUCUCCCAUGCCAACUCUGUAAUCAAUCCCAUCAUCUAUGCCUAUAGGAUCAGGGACUUCCGCUACACCUUCCACAAGAUCAUUUCCAAGAUCCUCUGUAAGACGGAUGACUUCCCCAAGUGCGCCACUGACAACAACCAGCACCUGACUGUCACCAACAUUAAUUCUCCAGUAGCCUCUGUGACCAUAUGACCGUGCAUGUCCUGCUCCUAGGAUUUUGCAGUCUGUCCCUGACACUACCCUUCCCUGUGCCUAUGUGAACAGUUGCGGCUAACUCCUAGAGGAGUGCUCAGAGAUGACCACUAUGCAGUUAUGCAGCUGUAUUUUUUUUUUUUUUAAUUAUUUUCAUAAUUAACCUAGUGCCUCCUAGAGGAAUAACCUGACCAAGGAGACUGAGCGCAGCUCACCCUCGCUGUAAACCCAGGUUGUGUGAGUGCUGGUGAUCGUAUCAUAUUUCCUUUCCAGGUCAGACAUUGACUGUGGGAGACCCACCUGCUGGUGGUGCUUCCCCAAUUGUGCUGCUCAUAUUAAGUCCUAGGAUCUUUAUUUUAAUUAUUAUUAUUUUUUUUUA